UAUUUUUUUAUGCAUCUCCAAAAAUCAAAAUAAACAAAAAAAGGAAGUUAAAAUUUUUUCCAAUUUGCGCUUUUUUUUUUCUACAAAAAUUCAAAUAAAUAAAUAAACAAAAGAAAUUAUGGUUUGCUGUGUAGUUGAUUGUCCCAACAAAACAACAACUAGUUCAAAAUGUCGUAGUUUUUCAUUCCCAUCGACUUAUUACACCUCAAUCAAAUUACGCGAACUUUCCAAAAAACGACGAGAUGCUUGGGUAAAAGCACUUCGCAUAACAAAACCAAAUACAAAAGUACUCAAUCGACAAACUGUUUGUUAUCGACAUUUUGUUAAAGGCUUUCCAGCUAAAUUAACACAAGAAACCGAUCCCGAUUGGGUACCUUCUCAAUUAUUGGGAAAUGGAGAAAAUACAAUUUGCGUUCAAGAAGUCAGGAAACUCAAACGAAAGGAAAAAGUUAAAGUUCAACCUGUUAAUUUGUAUGCCGACGAAUCAUUAGAAAUUAGUGAUUCAGAAAGUUUUGAUGGCAAUUGUAAUGAUUAUGAUGAACCAAAUAUGGAAUAUGUUCCAGUUACAAGUAUGCCAGAAGUUCGUUCGUUGAAUACAGCUCGAAAUCAAGCUCAACAGGCUAAAGUUCAUACAAUGAUUUUAAACCCAUCGAAAGCGGGAACACCACCGAGUCCAAUUAAAGGUGGUUCCUUUGUGGGUGGCAUAAAUCGAGUAACUUAUCUUCAUAAUCGAAAUUCGAUACAAAAUGAAGUUUCAUUGGAAAAACUCAAAUUGGAAUUGUUAAAUAAAGAAGAUAUCAUUUAUCGGUUAAGAUUAAAAGAAAAAGAGGAUGAAGAGAAAUACAAAAAUACAUGCAACAACUACGAACUACAAGUUAGAACCUUUACUCUUGAUAUAAAUAGACUCAAAAUUAAACUUCGUUUGCAUGAUAUUUCCUUUGAAGGCCUUAAAACUGAUGACGUAAAAGUUAAAAAUUUAACUGGAUUACCAAAUUUUGCAGUUUUGCAAAGAUUGUUUGACGUUGUUAAAGAGGACUUGAAUUCACAAACCAAAACAAAACUAACAAAAUUCGAUUCUUUUGUUGUAACUUUAAUGAAACUACGAUUGGAUCUUCCAAUAUCGUAUUUAUCCUACGUGUUCGGAGAGUCAGCAGUAUUAUUGUCAAGAUUGUAUCGUGAAAAUCUAUUGACAAUGAAUGUAAAAAUUGGACCUCUUGUUAAAUGGCCAGAUGAUGAAGCAUUAUUAGCUAGCACUCCGAAUUGUUUUAAGGAAAUUAUGGGUGAAAAAUGUAUCAUUUUAAUACAUUUCUUAGAAAUAAUCAUUAAAAAUUUAAGUUCAGCAAAAACAGAAGUUACAUUAUUGAAACACAAAAUAAAAUACUUGAUUGCUUUUACACCAGCUGGUGAAAUAAUCUUUGUAUCUCAAGGAUUUGGAAGUAGUGUUUCUGAUGAAGAUAUCAUUCAAAAUUCUGGAUUUUUUGAUAAAAUCACUGAAAAUCAUAUUUUCCUAUCGGUAAAGGAAAUGUUUGAUGAUAAACAAAAAGACGACGAACAAAUACAACAAAUUAAACAAUUCGCCAAGAAUUCAGAAGACAAAGUUCUUGAUAUAUUAAGAGAUAAUUUUCGGAUUCUAUUCAAUCCACAGGCAGUUAAUUUGAAUGGAGAAGCAUAUUCGGAGUAUACAGUGAGGUGUUGUUGUGCAUUAUCUAAUUUACAAAUGCCUGAAUUAAUUGUAAUUGAUACGAAACAAGUUGCUGAAACAGUUGUUGUUCAUACAAAAACACCACAAGUCGCUCAGAAGGGAUCAUCAAUUGAAGUUCGAGAAAUAAACCCUCCACCAGUGGAGGAAGUUAUAGAUCUUGAUAUAGAUUAAAAAAAAGUCAUAAUUCUUUAAAAAAUUCA
This is a messenger RNA of Episyrphus balteatus (marmalade hoverfly), 1902 nucleotides long. RefSeq lists its product as uncharacterized. Bases 119 to 1873 code for a protein of 584 amino acids. The record is from RefSeq and is a predicted model, not a curated record. The transcript has 3 exons. Lineage: Eukaryota; Metazoa; Arthropoda; Insecta; Diptera; Syrphidae.